CGAGAUUUCAUUGAGUUGAGAACAAAAAAUUUGAAUAUUCGUCAAAUUUUUAAUUAAGAUUUAAUUUUUUUGAAAUUUAAUGUAAUUAAAAAGUGAGUGUCAAUAGUUUUCGGUUAAAUUUCAAGUUGCGCACCUGAUUCAUUGAUCUUGAUCAUCGGGUGUUCAAUUGCAAGUUAGAAUAAUCAGAAGAAAAAAAUAAAUUAAAAGGUUUCCUUUUACUUAAUAAUGAUAAUAUAUAAUAUCAAAAAAUUCAUUAUAAAGUAUAUUGACGCAUCAUAAAAUUGAUUCUAUAAAGAACGAGAAGAAGCUUGAACACUUUCUCUUGAUAUUCAUCAAUUUUCUAAGGAAAUAGUUGAAGGUCUAACUGAAUAUAGUCUGCGAGAUAUUAAAGCAGUAUUUAUUACAAAGACUGAUUGUUGACUGCCUUAAUAGAGGAGCAGGAAGAGAAGCAUUGGUGCUCGAUUCACAGAGCAAACAUUAGUACCUUAAAUAAGAAGUUCAAAAAUGGCGCUUGAUUUCAUAGCAGGAUGCUUGGGUGGUUGCGCGGGUCUCCUUGUCGGACAUCCAUUUGACACAGUAAAAAUUCACUUACAAACGCAAGACUAUAAAAAUCCACUUUAUCGUGGCACGUACGAUUGUCUGAAGAAAAUUGUGCAAAAAGAAUCACUCAGUGGUCUUUAUCGCGGCCUUUCAUCACCUUUAGCCUCAAUUUCCGUACUUAAUGCAAUUGUAUUUGGUGUUUAUGGAAGCGUUCAAAGACAAUCAAAAGAUCCAGAAUCAUUAAUUGCUCAUUUUUGUGCUGGCUCAGCAGCUGGACUUAGUCAGACGUUAAUUUGCAGUCCUAUGGAACUUGUAAAGAGUAGGAUGCAAAUUCAAAAUGACAUUCCUAGUGCUGUAAAGCACAAUAAUCCAUUUGCAUGCCUCAAACACGUGUGGAAGCACGAAGGAAGAAGAGGAGUCUUUAAAGGACUUGGUAUCACAGUUGCAAGAGAUGUUCCAGGAUUCGCAUCAUACUUCGUCUCAUUUGAAAUGAUGAUGAGACAGACAUCAAAUCCAAGUGCAUUCUACACACUUAUGGCUGGUGGUCUAGCUGGAACAUUCUCAUGGGUCAUAUCAUUUCCAGUUGAUGUUGUAAAGUCACGUCUGCAAGUCGACGGCAUGGAUGGAAAGCCAAAAUAUAAUGGAGCUAUGGACUGUAUUAGAAAAAGUUAUGAAGCUGAAGGUGCUGCAUUUUUAACUCGUGGACUAAACUCAACGUUACUCAGAGCAUUUCCAAUGAAUGCUGUUUGUUUCCUGGUCGUAACAUAUGUCAUGAAAUUCUUCCAGAAUCCACAGUCAAUAGAUGUCUCAUUAUCAAAAGCUGAGCCAUUGCCAAUCAUUGACUAUAAUCAAGGAUUUAUCACACGAAUAUUCAAUCGAAUAGAUUUUGAUUCACAACAUAAGCACAGAAAGUUCAGAUACAUGAUAUUUUUGGAUGGAUUCCAUGAAGCAGCUUGUCACGCUGAUAUGGUUCAUUUAUCUGACACACUCAGGGAGCAGAGAAAGAGUUAUGAAUAUUUUUACAGGAUAAAUGAUGGAGUUUUAAAUCAAAACUUAACUGAGGAUGAUAUGAGAGUUCCUAUAAAGUAGCAUUUAAGGAUAUACAUAUAUGUAAAAAAAAUCAAUAAGGCAGUUUUUCUUAAUUAGUCAUUAAGUGAUAGGUUAUAAGAAAAAAAUAUUCAUGACAAUAAAUAUGAUAUUGAAGUGCAAUAGGAACAAAAGACACAAAGACAGACACACAAAAUUUAGCAUUUUAAAGUUUGUAGAAUUUUUUCAAUUUGGAACUUUUGUGCUGGAAAGUCCUUUUGUAAAUUUUCCAAAAUACUCGUGAUAUUUUCAUGAAUCUCUUCCAGCCUUUCCAUUUCAACGUCGAUGGC
Messenger RNA from Chironomus riparius, 1916 nucleotides. The record is from the annotation of a GenBank genome assembly. Lineage: Eukaryota; Metazoa; Arthropoda; Insecta; Diptera; Chironomidae.